Molecule: messenger RNA, 620 nt
Organism: Maylandia zebra (zebra mbuna)
Lineage: Eukaryota; Metazoa; Chordata; Actinopteri; Cichliformes; Cichlidae
Gene: nmu
Product: neuromedin U
Biological process (GO): regulation of smooth muscle contraction
Molecular function (GO): neuromedin U receptor binding
Source: RefSeq, a predicted model, not a curated record
CAAAGGCCAGCCAAAGAGAGAGAUGAGAACCUUUCAGAGCCAAAGUCAGCGCGGAGCCUUCAGUACCCUGCACAGCCUCAGCAGCAGCGCCAUGAGUCCACUCCGCACGGCCAGCAUCACCUUCGCAGCCCUCCUCAUCCUCACCAUACCAGUCUGCCAAAGUGCUCCAGCAGAUCUUCAGCAGGCAACAGCAGAUCAGGGGCAGCUACUCAGAGAGAUUGAUGCCAUGUGCUCAUCCUACCUCUCUGAAGACCUGAGGUUUUUGGCAUCUGAUGUCUUAGGAGAACUCUGUGUGUUGAUGCUGGUUCAGAAAUCAAAGGAGCUGAAUGUGAGAGAAAAUAGCAAAAGGGCCGACCUCCAGGGACCUGGAGGAAUCCAGAGCAGAGGCUACUUUCUCUAUCGGCCACGGAAUGGGAGAAGAUCCUUAGAGUAUGAAUGAACUAAAGAGUCUCCACCUCUGAAGCUUAGUGUACAGAGACAAAACAGACCCUGAGACCCAGGCUGCUGUACCGCCACUGAGUGAUCCAGACAUCAAACACAUCCCUCUGCCUCUGCUUUAUAGUGAUGUUUGAAUGUACACAAUGGAUAUUAAUUAAAACACUAUUAAUUUAUCCAUAUUU